AUGGAAGUUCAGGACGGUAUCACCAUCCGGCCCAUGAGGUUGAAAGUUCUCUACACAUUCGAUGACCAGAAUAAAACGAAUUGCUUGGCUCGAUGGCCUCAUCUACUCGACAUUCAAACUGCAUACCUUGAUGAAAAGACCCAGAUAGGUGUCAUUGAGCUGAAGACAUGUAUUCAGGCUAUUGUGUCGGCGAGCCCGGAAUUGGUGGCGAAACUCGGUCAGGAUUAUACGGUUUAUGCAUACGACUACUCGGAAUAUGAAACCCCUCUGGUUGGCCAAGGCAUGCUAUCCUGGGUCCUCGCCUCCGCGUCGCCAACGCCCAAUGCACCUGCACACCAAUCAAAAACUAUUGUCACAGGGCGAGUGAGCAAGAAUGUCCUUGGACUGUUCUCGAAGGGCGCACAAGAAACACUCGAAGUGAAACUACGGCUUGUACCGGUACCCACCCUAAUGCAAAGCGAAUAUCUCGAAAGCAUGCAACGAUAUCGAGAACUAAGCAAUAUAAUACCGCAAGAUUUUGAUGCUCAAGCCUGGUCUUCCUUCGUCCAACAAAACCCUCAUAUGUUUGCACCCAGUCAGCGCCCGCGGUCUACACAUAGCACGAAUGGACUUAUAGAUCAUUCUGGUAUAGAAAAGUUCCAUCGGCUUUUGAGUGAAGGCUCUACCCCCAGGGAGUUUCCUUCGGCUCAUCCAGAUUCCACGGCAACAUCUCCAGUGGAUCCACCAAGCCGGAGCGAGACGCCAGUCGGCGUACAGAUGACUGCCCAAAUGUCUAGGCAACCAUCUGCAGCAGGCCACGGUCGAAGAGGAAGCGAAGUUUCUAUUCGUCCACUGUCUCGAGCAUCUAUGCAUGACUCAGACUUCCAGCGCCCGGGCACAAUAACCCGCCGAGGAUCAAUCUAUUCAGGAUAUGGGAGCGGCGAUGAAGCAAUGGACCACCCUCCGCGAAAGCGCGCUAAACUUUUCAGGGCGGAUGUAACCGGCAAAGAUGACCUGAAUAUUGAGCGUCAACCUGGUUCACUUCGGGUGGCUGCAAGCACGGCUGCGUCUGUCCGGAUUCAUCGUCCAACACCAAUCAAUUCCUUCCAAUCCUCAGCUGCUGCAAGUUCUCUCGAAGAACCUGUCCGUCCGCCUACCCCAAUUUCUCGCAACGCCAGUGAAGGGCCACGACGAGCUCGCCCCACUCCGAGUCUGCUCCGUGAAUCGUCCAUCAAUAGCGCAACAAGCUAUAGGUCACCCUAUCCCUCGUAUGAUGACAUACCAUCAACUGAUUUGCCAGAUACUUCUCCUGAUGACCACCGGUAUCAGGGCAUCUUCGAAUCACAGUUUAGUAUGCCAUCAUCUCCACCUAUCAUGGAUGGAGGACUACCUAGUCGCUCGAGUCCCGUCCUUCCUCCUUUGCCCAUACAACCAGACUCUGGGUUCAUGAGUGCGACACUUGAGGACUUGAUGGAUGAAGAUAGUUGUAUCCGCGCGAACUUUCAUGAAAACAAUGACACAACAGGAAUGGCCGACUGCGAGUCUACAAAACAGAAUCGCCAAGAUCAGAUGACAGGUCGUCACAAUUCAUUGACCAAUCAGGGUUCUAUCUCAAGGCAGCAAAAUGAUAAUUAUCUGGCUAGUGACAGCCCGUAUGAAUCUUUGUCUUCCAAGGAGGCGCCAACACUUCCCCCCCAACAUAGUUCUACGGCUUCGCGACCAUCAUCUCGAACAAGCAUAAGGCCCGCCCAAAAGCUAGCACCUGCUCCACUAUCUCAAAGUGAGAUGGAGCAAUUGAUGGGCUCGAUUCCUGCCAGCGAUCCCGUCUUGCCGCCUUCGGGCUACAUGCACCAUGCGAAUACAUGGUCUGGUCCGAUGAGUGACAUGCCCUCUGUUGAAACGCCGUUGCCCCAGCCUGUUGAGGAGAGGGGUAAGGGACGAAGUGGAGCAGGUGCACGACGAGUACGUCAAGUCCAGGCUCGACUUGAACACUGCAUUCGAGAAGGUCAAGUCCCUCCCUACUGCAACAAUUGUGGUGCUAUUGAGACUCCUACCUGGAGGAGGGCAUGGUCAAAGCAAUUUGAAGGCAGCGAACAGGAUGCCAACGAAUAUCUAAAGGACCCUAUGUGCCUCUUCUGGAAGGCUACAGACAGAGUCGAUGGCGAGACGAUCACUAAGUUUCGACUGUAUAAGAAGACGCUGGUGGACGCAGAUAAAGACUUUGAUCAGAUUCUUCUCUGCAAUCCCUGUGGUCUGUGGCUGCAGAAGUUCAAAUGCAUGCGUCCGGAAAACAAAUGGAACAAACAACCCGCAAAGGACAAACGCAAACGGUCAUCUCGCGCACGCAAGGGCCCUCUGACAGGUAGCGGAACUACUUCUACAAGAAGCCGAAGCAAAUCUCAGAUGAAUUCGGCUCCUGGUUCAUCCCCGGCCCAUACAGACACUUCCUCUCCAGCUGGUGACAAUGGUUCCCAAGCCGGAGAUGAUAGGGUCACUCCUGCGGUCGAGAACGACAACGAGAACGAAGAAACGAAUGAUUGUAUUGAAAUGGAUCAUCCAAACAAGCGCUUUCGAGCCAGCAGUGCGGAACCUACAUCCAAUACACUUCAAAGCCAAUGGGACGAGAACGCCGCCGUGGAAGCGCUUAAAAGGGCCAUUCAAUCGAGUCCUGCGCGCAACCUUGAUGUCCAUGUAUCGAAGUCACAUGAAGUAAACCUCACGCCGAAGCCUGUGAGGAGAGCUUUGUUCCCGCAUGGCAAUCACGAUGGACCUUUGAAGGCUUUGGCAGACAAAGAAAACACUCCAUCUGCUGCUAAUCGCAAUUUGGAUGGCCUGUUCGACAGUCCAUCAUUCGACUUUAAUUUGCGACAUACGCCCACUCCCAAGCGACGGACGCCUCGCUCCAACGAACGGCGACUAUCGCUGCCUUUCUGUUCGCCUAGUGCCAAUAAAACCAAGCAUUCUACAACCGGCCUGUCACCAAACACACCCAGGUCGAGACAGACACGCUCAAGCUCUGAUAAAGACUCCUCGAUAGAGAGCACUAUUGAAAACAGAAGUGCAUUUCCCAGUGUGGACGACAUGGUUUUGGAUGGUUUAUUCGAUCCGUGGCAAUCACUUCCUCAAUCAGAUAUGUACAUGCCUUUCUCUGAUUGGUCACCAACCGCAGAAAACAACAACUCAAUGUUGCAAUUCCCAAGCAAUUUCAACGAUGAUGAGGCUCUUAUCAACGCAGUGCUCGCAGAUUCAGAGCUUGGAAAAUCUACUGAUAUGGGUGUCUCUUUUACGGAGAAUGCCACUACCGAUGAUACAACUUUAACCGAGUCUGAUAAUCACGAUCAGGUCCAGGCUGGAGUAAGCGAAGCACAGGCUGCUGUUGCUUCUAUUUGA
Molecule: messenger RNA, 3369 nt
Organism: Talaromyces marneffei
Lineage: Eukaryota; Fungi; Ascomycota; Eurotiomycetes; Eurotiales; Trichocomaceae
Exons: 5
Coding region: 1-3369 (1122 amino acids)
Biological process (GO): silent mating-type cassette heterochromatin formation; rDNA heterochromatin formation; regulation of transcription by RNA polymerase II
Molecular function (GO): zinc ion binding
Source: RefSeq, a predicted model, not a curated record